This is a messenger RNA of Brassica rapa (field mustard), 756 nucleotides long. RefSeq names its product protein lifeguard 1. NCBI's taxonomy places the organism in Eukaryota, Viridiplantae, Streptophyta, Magnoliopsida, Brassicales, Brassicaceae. The record is from RefSeq and is a predicted model, not a curated record.
AAAACAAUCAAACAAAACACACACACAACAGUUAAUUGUCUAACACAAUGGCCUCAUCUAGAUUAUUUUUAGCUGCUUCUCUUCUCAUGGCUCUCAUGUUCUCUUCCAUGAUCACUUCAAGCCGCGCCACAAAACAGCUUACCAAGAAACAAACGUUAAAACCGAAGUUUUUUGGACAUCCUUUUCCUAAACCCGGUUUUCCUCAGUUUCCAAGACCCGGUUUCCCAGCAAAUCCAAUGCCAUUCCCUCAAUUCCCAAAACCCGGUUUUCCUCAACUCCCAGCCCCAGGGCAAGGUUUCCCAAACAACCCCAUGCCUUUCCCUCAGUUUCCGAAACCCGGUUUUCCAAGCAAUCCAACACCCGGUUUUCCUCAAUUUCCCGGUUUUGGUUUCCGAAAAUUCCCUCAGUUUCCAAAACCCGGUUCACCUUCUUUCCCUCCAGCAACGCCAACCAUCUCCACUCCGCCCUCUAUCCCGGUUACUCCAACUUUGAGCAAUUGAAACUUCUCCUCCAAGCUUAUAUGAUUUAAAUAUUGUAACUGUUGUAACCAUGCUCUUCCUCAUGUGUGAAGGAUUAUAUCAUCAACAUAAGCUAACUGAUCAUGGAUUGGUGGCUUUAAUAUGUGGUGAGUAUUAACUGUAUUUGUAACUAUAUAAGAAGUAAAUGAUAAAUUGCAACUAUAUAAUAACUGUAUUGAGUAUUGACUGUAUGCCUCUGAUACCACUACAAUGGACACAAAAAUUAAAAAAAAAAAAA